This is a messenger RNA of Paracoccidioides lutzii Pb01, 225 nucleotides long. RefSeq lists its product as hypothetical. Bases 1 to 225 code for a protein of 74 amino acids. The record is from RefSeq and is a predicted model, not a curated record. The transcript is spliced from 2 exons.
AUGGAUCCGAAAAUACAAGAAUUGUUGGCUGAACUCGAGCGAGAAAGAGCUGAACGUGAGCGAGAAAGACAAUGGCGUCAAGAUGCGGAAGGUUCUUUCGACCAGGGUCGAAGCUGCAGAAGACGCCCGACUCAUACUAUAAACCUCGAGCGAAGAUCUGUGAAUGGGGUUCCUGUUGCGGUGCAAGCUGUUAGGCUGAGCGUUGUGCUGAGCUGGGCUAUGUAG